CGUUUUGCUCCUGGAAAUUGGGAAGUUCUCCAUUGGGAGACAAAUGAAGGUUUUCGGUUCUUAUCUUCACCAGGGCGUGUGCGCGCUCUCCCUUUGCAGGACGAGAAAGAGGUGCAGCAGCAGCAGCAGGCGCAGCAAUACCACCGCCAACAGCGCGUAAGGCGGAUGGAUGCGCGUGUGGCUCGCCGCCUCCCCUGCGUGCGCGUUUAGCCGCCCGGCCCGAUGGAGAAGAGGGACAGAAAGCCGGGAUACUUUGCCCGACUGAAGAGGCGGAGACAGCUCAAGCAGAGCCCGUCGGAGAAAAGCGCGAGCGAGCACGGCGCGCCCGUCAUCGCCCCUCCGGACGUCCCGAACGACGGCGAACGCAAGACGAAGGCCGGCCCGCCCAGACCGGCCGCCGCCAGGACGCCCGCCGGCUCAGCCGGCGGCUUGAAAAGUCCUAACCCGGCCAAGAGGGAGAAGAGGAGGCCCCCGGGGACCGCGGAGUUCAUUGUGGGGCCCGAGGACUCCCUCAACAGCAUCGCCCUCAACUUCAACGUCACCCCGAACAAGCUGGUCCAGCUGAACAAGCUCUUCUGCCGCAGCGUCUACCCCGGUCAGAAACUCUUUGUGCCCGACGUGGGCCGGACCGAUUUGAAUUGCCGGAAUGCCCCCUCGCCGGCCCUCGCCAACGGCUCCUCUGCGGAGACGACCACCGCGGAAGACGGCCCAAAGUGCAGGUCGGCGCGGCCCCUCCGACGCCAGCUCUCCCCCAAUUCGGAGGACGAGAGCCCGGCAACGGUGAAAUUCAUCAAGAUGAGCUGCAAGUACUUCACCGAUGGGAUGGGAGUGGUGGGCGGCGUCCUGAUCGUGACGCCCAACAACAUCAUGUUCGACCCGCACAAGUCGGACCCCGUGGUGAUCGAGCACGGCUGCGAGGAGUACGGCCUCAUCUGCCCCAUGGAGGAGGUGCUGUCGGUGGCGCUCUACGACGACGUGUCGCGCAUGAAGCUGAAAGACGCGCUGCCCUCCGACCUACCCCGGGAUCUGUGUCCUGUCUACAGGCCCGGCGAGUGGGAGCGACUGCCCUCGGAGCGGGAGCUGGACCCCUUCCGCCGCUACAAAGCGGCGGAGGCCGGGCGGCCCGUGGUCCUGGACGACCUGCGCUCGGCCCUCCUGGAAACAGUCGCCGCGGAAGGAGAGCGGACCGGCGAGUCUCCCUCGAAAACGUGGCCGCUCGACCGCCAAACCGGAGAGCGAGCGGAUGACGAGGGCCUCGCCCGGAACAGCUCCGCCGAAGACGGGGAGUCGGCCCGAAAAGCGCCGGCCGAAGACGAGGCGUCAACGGAGGGCUCCCCGGGACCCGAGCCGGCGGCCGAGGAGGACGGACGGAGCGAGAGCCGCGACGCCCCGGUCAAGUCCUGGCUGCUGGAGAGGAUUCGGGCUCCCAUCCCAGACAUGCUCCUCUCGUCCGAGGAGAGGAGUCAGACCCCCCCCAUGUUCCUGUGCUUCAAAGUGGGAAAGCCCAUGAGGAAAUCCUUUGCCGCCGGGACGACGUCCAGCCCGGCGCCUUCCUCGGGAAAGAAAGCCGAGUACUGGUUUGCCGUGCCGCAGGAGAGAGUGGACCACCUGUACGGCUUUUUCGUCCAGUGGUCUCCCGACGUGUACGGCAAGGAGGCGAGGGAGCAGGGCUUCGUGGUGGUGGAGAAGGACGAGCUCGACAUGAUCGACAACUUCUUUGGCGACCCCGCCUCCUGCAGCUGGGAGAUCAUCACGAUCGACGAGGCCAAGCGGAGGCAGAGUUUCGGCAGCGGCGAGGGUGAAGCGGCGGCGUACGGGCUCCCGCUGUUGAGCGACGCCAGCGACCUCCUGCAGGACACGCACGUGGAGAAGCUGGCCUGUCGCUUGCCGGCUCGCGUGCACGGUUACCCGUGGCGGCUUGCCUACAGCACGGUGAAACACGGCACGAGCCUCAAGACGCUCUACCGCAACCUGCUCGACGUGGACAGUCCGGUUCUGCUGGUCAUCAAAGACGUCGAGAACCAGAUCUUCGGAGCGUUCUCCACUCACCCCUUCAGAAUCAGCGAGCACUGUUACGGCACCGGCGAGACUUUCCUCUACAGCUUCUGUCCCGAGAUCAAGGUGUACCGCUGGACGGGAGAGAACUCGUACUUUGUCAAAGGCAACGUUGACUCGCUGCAGAUGGGAGGAGGCAGCGGCCAGCUGGGCCUGUGGCUCGACGCCGGGCUGGACCGGGGCACCACCACGAGGUGCGCCACCUUCAAAAACCAGCCCCUCUCCGCCCGCCGGGACUUCAACGUCCACAGUCUGGAGGUGUGGAGCUUCCAGUAACUCCCGCGGACAUUUUCGGCCGACGAUGGCUCGGGGGGGCGCGGCCGCCCGAAGUGAUCCUCGAGGUCGGCCGAGGACCCCGGCCGGCGCUCGUCGGUUACCCGCAUGCGGACCGCCUCCAUGCGGAGCUCG
Molecule: messenger RNA, 2463 nt
Organism: Hippocampus comes (tiger tail seahorse)
Lineage: Eukaryota; Metazoa; Chordata; Actinopteri; Syngnathiformes; Syngnathidae
Gene: ncoa7b
Product: nuclear receptor coactivator 7b
Exons: 16
Coding region: 223-2331 (702 amino acids)
Biological process (GO): response to oxidative stress; regulation of transcription by RNA polymerase II
Cellular component (GO): nucleus
Source: RefSeq, a predicted model, not a curated record